Molecule: messenger RNA, 1188 nt
Organism: Penicillium odoratum
Lineage: Eukaryota; Fungi; Ascomycota; Eurotiomycetes; Eurotiales; Aspergillaceae
Product: H(+)-transporting V1 sector ATPase subunit C
Exons: 5
Coding region: 1-1188 (395 amino acids)
Biological process (GO): proton transmembrane transport
Cellular component (GO): vacuolar proton-transporting V-type ATPase, V1 domain
Molecular function (GO): proton-transporting ATPase activity, rotational mechanism
Source: RefSeq, a predicted model, not a curated record
AUGUCAAAACCCGGAAAAUACCUCCUCCUCUCCCUCCCCACCUCCAUCGUCCCCUCGCACCACAAAGACGAUGCCCUCGAAGCCAUCUCGAAGACUGUCUCCCCUGACAAUGGCUCCGCCGCCUCUUUUCCUAUUCCGGAGUUCAAGAUCGGCACAUUAGACGGACUAGUCCAGCAGGCAGAUGAGCUUGCAAAGCUGGAAAGCCAGUGCGAGGGUGUUGUUGCGAAAGUGGGCGAUGCGUUGAAGAAUAUCCUUGAAGGAGAUGAGGCGCAGAUUGAGAGAAUGAAGGUUGUCAAUGAUAAGCCCGUGGACCAGUAUCUCCGCUCGUUCCAGUGGAAUAAGGUCAAGUACCGGGCUGACAAGCCGUUGGCGGAGUUGAUUGAUCUGCUUGCGAAGGAAACUGCUAGCAUCGACAAUGAUAUUCGGUUCAAGUAUUCGCAAUACAACCAAGUUAAGAAUAAUCUGGCUACGCUCCAGCGGAAACAAGCGUUCGUUCAAACCUUAUCUCUUGGAAACCUCUCCACAAAAUCCCUCGCCUCUAUCGUCGACCCAAAAUCUGUCGUUCAAGACUCCGAGUACAUUGAGACCCACCUUGUUGCUGUUCCUUCGCAACUGGUUAAGGAUUUCCUCAAGAGCUACGAGACUGUUUCCGCAAUGGUUGUCCCGCGGUCUGCGCAACUGGUUGCUUCUGACAGUGAGUUCUCGCUGUACGCCGUGACGGUAUUCAAGAAGCACAGCGCCGAAUUCGUGCACAAGUGUCGUGAGCAGAAGUGGAUCCCACGAGACUUCAAGUAUGUGGAGGGUGGCAAGGAGGAGGAGAAGAAGGAGGUUGAGAAGGUUGGUGGGGAUGAGCGGAAGCUCUGGGGAGAGACAUUGCGACUCGGCCGCACGGCUUGGAGUGAGGCUGUUAUGGUUUGGGUACAUGUCCUCGUGUUGAGGGUCUUUGUUGAGACUGUGCUGCGGUAUGGAUUGCCGUUGGACUUUGUCUGUGCUUUGGUUCGGACUCCGUCAUCGAAACAGGCCGACAAGGCUAAGCAGCUUCUCGACGAUAAGUACAACUACCUGGCUGGCAAUGCAUUUGGCCGCGACAAGAAGGGCCGUGUCAAGCGGGAUGAUCCCAACGAGAUGCACGGUGCUGAGAGUGCCGAGUACACACCCUAUGUGUACUACGACUUCGAGUUCCAGUGA